AAUUUUUCUAAUUGUUCACCGGACGACAAUAAAAAUUUGAAUAUUUUUUUUUGACGACGUGGGUAUAUUGAGAGUUGUUCAGCACAAAAUUACCUUUCCGACCAUGUUUAGAAAAUAUAUGUAACAAAACCACUGUUCCACUGUGAUAAUUAAUCGGUUAGUGGUGGUGGUACGAAAUCGGAAGCGUGCGACAGUCUUGGGCCGUCGACACCGUUGUAGGUAUGCCGAGGAUAUUCUGUACCUUGUCUGAUAUGUUGAAUCGCGCUAAAGCCUAUCUCUGUCUUGCGUAAAUGCAGUUUCCACAUAUCCUAUCAGCCUCCAUAAGCGACUGUAGAGUCGAAUCUGAAAUCCGACUGCACGGAAACCUCGGUCUUUUUGCGGAGUUAACAUAUCGCGCUUGGACGUGAUCUAUUCCUCGCUUAGGGUAAAAAUCAUCAAAAAUAAAUUAUUAAAUAAUAAAUGGAGUAAUAUGUAAUAAAAAAAUAAUGUUUUUAUUCGUAAAAAUAUUUGGGGGGGCAUUGUCCCAACGACCUUAUGGACAAGCCGCCACUGGUACGAUUAUUUACAAAAAUAAAUGUAGUGCUGCCAUGACAAGGUGUCCAAAAGGCAUCGUUUUCCCAAAGAGGAACAGCUGCUGAAAAAAUGGAUUGAAAAUGUCAACGCGCCUCUUUUUAGUUCCAUGGAACCAAGCGAACUCUAUAACAAAUAUGUGUGUGAUAGACAUUUUUCUACCGAUUUCAAAGUUCCUGGAACAAGACGGGGACUUCGUAGAGAUGCUUUUCCGAAUAUUUGUUUAUCAGCAGUUGUCCUACAAGGGAAAGAGGAAGAUGACGUCCAUUUGACGUCAAUGGUUGAAGAAGCAGCCUCAGUAACUAGUGAUUUUAUUCAAUCACCAGUAAUCCCAAAUGUAGAAGAUGAAACUUGUUUGUCUCCUCCACAAAAUAAUUCGUGCACAACGCCGCCUAUGAAAUCAUCGAGAAAACGAGGGGGCAUUUUGCACAGUGUUGAUGCAACCAGGCAAGCACAGUUGACACCCCGCUGCAAAAGGUUUUAUUCGAUGGCGUUGAAUUGGUCGGUAAAACAAAUGAGGAUGGGAAAGAAAAUAGGCAAUCUCCGGAUGAGAUUGGCUCAAGCAGAGAAAGUUUCUCAAUCUCCAGAGGGACUACUACAUGUGAAAGAUAAUAAUACCGAUGAAGCCCUCUGAUCAUAAAAACGUAAGCAUGAUCACCUAAACGUGUAGUCAAUUUUCCAACAUCUUCUAACACCAGUUAAACAUUCAUUUCGUAUAUAAUAAGCAGUAUGCGGAAAUUUAUCUUACGGAUGCAAUUCCCCAGUUGAAGCAAGGUGUGUUUUACGGUGAGUAGCGGGGACGCUUUGAUCUGGUCCACAAGGUCGUCUCUAGGACUGUUUACAGCUAGUAAAAAAACUACUUCUAUAUUACUAUAUUACUUCAAAUACUAAUACUCGGUGCCCUUAUUAAUUUUUCAACCACAGGAGACACAGAUUUAUGAUCUUGAAAUGUUAUAUUAUGUUGAUAUAGUCCAAAAGAAAAAUAUAUUUGUAAUCAAAAUAUCGACGCAGCAGCACUGGAUCGAGCGUCUGAAACAUAAUUCCGCCUGUUGAUAAUAAGACAAAUUUGAUAUUAUCGUUAUCUCUUUUUUAUUAUCAACUUUUAUACAAUUUAUUUCACAAUAAAUUAGACUGUAUUGAUUUAAUAUAUAGUUCUGUUUUAUACUGAUUUCUAGCCGUACAAACAUCUCAGUUCGCUCUUCAGUUUCGGCUAUGUCUAAUUUAUUCAACAAAAUUGCACAUUUAUGUGAUAUUAAUUUAGAUUCUAGUUGUAGUA
Molecule: messenger RNA, 1846 nt
Organism: Zophobas morio
Lineage: Eukaryota; Metazoa; Arthropoda; Insecta; Coleoptera; Tenebrionidae
Exons: 5
Coding region: 680-1204 (174 amino acids)
Source: RefSeq, a predicted model, not a curated record